AUGGUAGAGUACACUGGGUUUGCUUACGUGGCCUCGGACGAGGACGAGGACGACCAACGCCAUGCAAGUGAGCAAGGCUUCAUCGGCACUGCGAUCUUCGACUCCCAUCCCCAUCGCCCUGCCUCAAGUUCACCCAAUUUCGAUGGCAUACUUCGACCGGGCUGGCUCACUAUCACCGAUGACAUGAAGCCUCGGUUACUACACUUGCACAAUGCGCCUAGCCUCAGCGCACGAGAACGCAUCUUCCCUCAGCGGUCUCCUAAUGGCGCAUACCUCUGGACGCCCGCCGAUCUCUUCAAGCCCGGAAGUCCUCCUGGAGGGCCCGAGAAUGAUCAUGCCAGGUGGAGAUACAUUGGGGCGCUGAACAACGAGACAACUGCACUCGUUUUCGCCGACGGCCGGUGUAAACGUAAUGGUUAUAUGGAUGCGGACGGGAGUAUGCUGGUGCAAUACUCUCCGCGAGGCCAUGAGAAUUCGGGAGGAUCGCUGCAUGAACGUCUUCACGUGUAUAACGAAGAGAAUCACGAGAAUGAGGACGAGCGAGACACGAGCAAUCGUGCCAAACUUGCAGCUGUCAGUAUGGCGUUGGCCUGGGCAGACCUCCUCUACGGCAAGCAGCUGGGCUUCGACCACCUCGUUAUCGCGACGAAUUCCGAGUAUGUCGAAAUGGGAGCUAGACAGCUGAGGACGUGGAUAAGCAACGGAUGGCGGAAUUCACGCGGCACUAGGCCCAAGAACCAGCAGCUUUGGUACGACUUCGCUGAGAGGCUGGCGAAGUUGGAGAGCACUGGCUUGCGCGUUUCGUUCUGGCGGGUAAAGCUCCGCAGGGACAACAGCGGACAUAUAGAGUUCGAAUGA
Molecule: messenger RNA, 858 nt
Organism: Peniophora sp. CBMAI 1063
Lineage: Eukaryota; Fungi; Basidiomycota; Agaricomycetes; Russulales; Peniophoraceae
Source: the annotation of a GenBank genome assembly